CACUGACAGCGAAUGUCAAAUAUAUUGAUAAUAGUUUCAGUUUUUCCAUUUACGAUGUUUUAAGGUUUUAUGUUUAGUACAGUAACAAUACACAACACUGCUUAGAAAGAUAGUAGAUUAUACGUAACAAUAAGUUCAAUUCUACUUCCAGGCGAGUUCUGAUUAAAAAGUGAAGAUAGUCCAGGUUUUUCAAGACCCCCAACUAUGGCAGAAACACCGAGCUCACAACGGCUAACCAACGAUGACUUCCGCAAACUCCUCAUGACCCCGCGGGCGACCCCCUCACAUACUCCGGCCCCCGUUGGAUCGGUGAGGGAAGCCAUGAACGACCCCAACUCCAUGCCACCCCCGAAGAUAGAAGACAAGUCGGAAGCUAGACGACGGAAGAAGAGCUACUAUGCCAAACUCAAAAAACAAGAAGACAAUAAAAUGGCUGAGCUGGCCGAGAAGUACAGGGACCGUGCAAGUGAAAGAAGGUCCGGAGUUAACCCGGAUUACCAAGCUGACGAUCCCAUCGCCACGGCUCAGGCCUACAGGGCCGUGGCCCCGGAUUUGAAGUCCGGAUAUGACGCUGCAGAACGGAGGAGGCAGAUGAUUCAAGAGUCCAAGUUCUUGGGAGGUGACAUGGAGCAUACUCACUUGGUGAAGGGUCUGGAUUAUGCCCUCCUGCAGAAGGUCAGGAGCGAGAUACAGCAGAUCGAGCAGGAACAGGAACAAGAACUGGAAAGGUUGGCCAAUAAGAACUUGGAGGAAAAGGAGAAGGAAAAGAAGGACGCCCAAAAGAAAGAGGAAGAGGAAAUGAAAUUUAAAACAAAAAUCGGCCGGUCGAUUUACCACACGAUAAACGCGUUGAAAUCAAGGCAUAUCGAACGUGCCGAACUGUUCGUACCAGGGAGAAUGGCAUACGUCAUCGAUUUAGAUGAAGAGGCGGAGACUGACAUUCCCACAACUCUGAUCCGCUCGGUGGCCGACGUACCCUCUUUCGAAUUAACCACGACUUUGACCACCAACGACAUCGUCAUAAACAAGCUGACGCAGAUCCUGAGCUACCUGCGGCAAGGUAACCGCAAGAACAAGAAGAACAAACGCGGCAUGACGGACAACAACAAGGAAUUCGACCUGAUCGACGAGCAGGAGGGGAAGAAACCCGCGAAACGCUCCCACCACGCCGACGAUUCCAUAUACGGGGACAUCGGUGACUACGUGCCGUCAAGAAGUAGCAAACACAGGGAUCGGGAGGGUAAGCGGCACACGUACUUCGACAAGCACGAUCACGAGCCCGUGGACAACACCGGGCCGUCGUACCGCGUCAACAAGUCCGCCGAAAUCCUUAAUAAGCUGCAGCAGGAGCCCGAGGGGUACGCGGAAUGCUAUCCAGGUUUAGAGGAAAUGAACGACGCGAUAGACGACAGCGACGACGAGGUGGAUUACUCCAAGAUGGACUUGGGCAAUAAGAAGGGGCCCAUCGGGCGCUGGGACUUUGACACCGCGGAGGAAUACUCGGACUACAUGAAUCAGAAGGAGGCGCUGCCUAAGGCGGCGUUCCAGUACGGUCUGAAAAUGGCCGACGGGAGGAGGUCGAGGAAGCACAAGGAUAAGAACGAGAAGGCGCAUCUGGACAGGGAGUGGCAGAAAAUUCAGAAUAUCAUCCAGAAGAAGAGAUAAAGUGUUAUUUUUCUCGUUUUUGUUUAAUAAUAGUUGCAGUAGGUGGAUUUGGAAUGUCUUGUAUAUUGGAAAAAUAAAACUAAAGAAAUUA
Molecule: messenger RNA, 1756 nt
Organism: Anoplophora glabripennis (Asian longhorned beetle)
Lineage: Eukaryota; Metazoa; Arthropoda; Insecta; Coleoptera; Cerambycidae
Gene: beag
Product: protein Red
Exons: 4
Coding region: 205-1665 (486 amino acids)
Biological process (GO): mRNA splicing, via spliceosome
Cellular component (GO): nucleus
Source: RefSeq, a predicted model, not a curated record